Messenger RNA from Penicillium macrosclerotiorum, 1980 nucleotides. RefSeq lists its product as uncharacterized. The record is from RefSeq and is a predicted model, not a curated record. The coding region runs from base 1 to 1980 and encodes 659 amino acids. The transcript has a single exon. NCBI's taxonomy places the organism in Eukaryota, Fungi, Ascomycota, Eurotiomycetes, Eurotiales, Aspergillaceae.
AUGGAGCCUGCUACAAGCGGCCCAGGACUCUCCCUGGACGAAAAGCUACGGGAGAUGCAGCAAAGAUUGGCAAAGGUGAAAAAGGAGAGACAGAUUGCCGAGCUCCAGGAAUUGAUUUGUGAGGAGGAGCGCUUGUUACAGGCAUCCCGCCAGCGACUCAAUGCUCGCAGUUCUGAAAUCUCGCCUAUCUCGCCCGCCCAAGAGCAAGCGCCAAGUUUGGUCAAUCUGACACCGACCUCGGUCAACAACACUUUAUCUGCAAUACCUACCGCAAAGCCUAUCACAAACACCAGUUCUACCUCUAACAAUCACUUUGAAUCUACAACGGAGAGUGUUGAUGAGAUGAUCGCACUGGAAAGCGCAUGUCGCUCUCUACCUUCCCAACGGGCUCAGCCAUCUCAGCAAGUCCCCACUGCCAAUGGGUCGUUGAAAUUUGAGCCCCCUUCAACGACCGUGCUGCGGGAAAACAGUCUCGUUCCCAGUUCUUCCUCUGUGAACUCGACCCCUGCACGUCCACAGCCAGACUCAAACCCACAACCCGGAUUGAACAGAAGAAACCCACAAAUUGAGUCCCCUUGGUGGGAUCCUCCAGCCUCCCCGGGCCUGGGAUGUGAUGCUCCGAGGAACAUCUACUACGGACGAAACUGGAGAGAGUGUGAGGACUUUGUCAUUGACUUGGAAGUCCACUUCUCCAAAAACCGGCACUAUUAUGCGGAUCCUGGCGAACGCCGCAAGGUGAAGCUAGGCAUUCAGUCACUGGCACCAGAAUUGCGCAACAAAUGGGCCCAGUGGGCCCGAUCCAUCUCGCAAGUACGAUGGAAUAUCUUCUGUAGAUUUGUGGCCUACCAAGCGAAUCCUAAUUCCACUACCAAGGAAGCCAUUGAACGAUUCACUACAUCAAAGCAGUUUACGCAUCAAUCAGUGCUCGAUCACUACUUUUGGAUGUUACAGUGGGAGCCAAAACUCCCGGCCACCUGGACCAGACAUGUGUACCUGGAAGCUCUGUGGAUGUCAACUCACCCUCUCGUCCGCAAUAGGGCAAAUAGACCGGCAAAGGACUUUGUAGACUGGCACGAAUAUGCCAAUUAUCUAUGGAAUGUUGAAAAAUCUAUUCCAGCCCGGGUGUCCCAGAUCAGGAGCCCUAGGCCCGGACAGAUGGAACCCAAUGACCGCUCCCAGGAUUCUAAUCCUAUUAACAAGAAUCAACCAUUCACUACUGAGGCUGAAAAGAGCAGCAGUGAUGACGAUGAGGAGGAGGACAGCGAAGAGGAUAACGACGAGCAGGACGACAGCGAUGACAACACCCAGAGGGAAAAAACAAGCCAGGCGGAAAUUCCUCUGGCCGCGAGAACAUCAGUGCCAACGCCACCAGCUAAUUCGUCACGCCCUCCUACCCCGGUACCUAAGGAACCUAAAUUUCAAAUUUACCAAGGCGCAACAUGGGCGGAGUGCAGGAAUUUCUUAUCUGCACUUGAGCAUCAUUUCGACACUUCAUGGAAUUACUUCAAAUACGACAGUCGCAAACUUGACGCUGGGCUCCGUCACAUCAAACCAGAGUUAAAAGACAAGUGGAACAACUACCGAGAACGGUUAUCUCUACAGGCUACAUGGGCCGAUUUCCGCAACUUCGCGGCUCAAGUUGCUGGCAUCCGUACCAAUGCCGAGAAGGCCAUUCAAGCAUACAAAACUGCCCGGCAGCCACCGUCCCAAACAGUGUCUGAUUUCGCUCUUUGGUUGCAACAAUGGAUGCCAUAUUUCAAUCCACGGGGCCACAAUCGCCUCCGCCACAUCUACGACCGUAUGCUUCCAUCCAUUCGGUCGCAGUCGCCCAAGACAUGGGAGGACUUUACAGAUCUGAAUCUCUUUGUUGAGUAUCUUCAGGAUGUCGAAGAUUCCAUGCCAGAACGAGAGGAGGAAUUGGCAGUGGGCGCGAAAUUCGGACAUGGACCACCGAAAAAGCGACCUCGUCGAAGCAAGUGA